This is a messenger RNA of Mya arenaria, 3959 nucleotides long. RefSeq lists its product as uncharacterized. The record is from RefSeq and is a predicted model, not a curated record. Bases 151 to 2589 code for a protein of 812 amino acids. NCBI's taxonomy places the organism in Eukaryota, Metazoa, Mollusca, Bivalvia, Myida, Myidae. The transcript has 7 exons.
UUUUUUAUUCCUUGUUUCAUAUCAUAUGUUUGAUCAUCAUUCAUAUCAUCUUUCUUAUUGUAGUAAUUGUGUUACAAACGUCUUAUUUUGGAAUAUAUCCGGUUUAAUAAUGUAAAAAUCGCAUCUGUUGUCUUUAGCCUGUUACUGAGAAUGCUGAGAUAUGGAAAGAAGGUUCGUAAAAACCAGAGGUCACUUCAGGCUCUUUUGGCUCUUCAAAUUAUAAACGAACCAAUUUGCAACAUUGUAGAAAAGAAAUUCGAGACGUUACGAUCAUUGUGGCUAAAGGAAGCAAAACACAAAGGCUCUCCAUGUGUAUCAUGCGAGACACAGAACUUAGUGCAAUGUCCAACUAAGAGCAUAUGUUAUGGAAAUCCAUGCAAAUACCACGAUACAUCGGAACACCAACCACGAGCAUGCCAAAGUUUAAGCAAGUCGUGUGAGUAUUUUAAAACUCAGAUUGUAAACAGCCACCGAUCAGGAACGCCCAACUGGCGAAUGACCGAUGCAAAAUUAUGGUCCAAAAAUGCAACUGAAAUUGCAAAAUGUUUCCUUCCGCAAUUGAAAGGGAAGAAGACUUAUAGCGCAGAUGAAGGCACUGAUUGCUUAAGUCUUCUCCAUAUCCUCAGAAACUGCAAACAUUUUCAAGACUACUUCUCUUUUGACGUCACUGGAAGCAAAAACAUCCUGAGUCAGACGAUUAAGAUUGUGCGGGAAGUUCAAUAUUCCAUAGCGGUAGGAAUAAGCAAAACUCAGUUAGAAUGUUUGUUCAGAUGUCUGCGCAUGCUUUUGAAGGAUGGAAAGUAUCUAUUCGACGAACCUUUGUCAAUUUACGCCUUUGGACAUCUCGAAAUCAUUGAAAAAGAAAAGAUGAAUUAUAACUUGGGAUAUGAAAAUACACCUUUUGUACAGCCUCAAAGCAAACGAAGGAGUGUGGAUGAACUCGGACCAGCUGUUAAAAGGCUCAAAAGUUAUCCUUCCUACAAAUCGGGAAUCAGCUCUGCUACGUUUGCAUUAGAAAAGCAAUUGGAAAGCAAACACAUGUUUUAUCAUUGUACAAGUUACACAGAAGACCAGCAACCAUAUGAAUACUGUAUGAAGAGAGUUCAAAUGGCACUCUCAAAAUGGUCCUGCACGGAAAAGGUUUACAAUGGCAAAUUUGAGCUCUUUGCAUCCAAAGCUGAAUAUCUCGAGACAUUGCUUGACAAUUCCUGCCGUUUUAAACAAAAGGCUGUUUCAGAUGUAUUACGCACUCCCGGUUCGCCCGUUCUCCUUAUCGUUUCUGCGUCCGAUCAAGACAAAAUUGAAAGAUUCUGUAGUCAGAUUACUAGCAAGGAGGAGGAAGGAAAACAUGUAUGCGUUGCAAUAGUUAGUGAUAGGACUUCAAUAGAUGAACUAUGCAUGAAUCAAACGAGCUUGGUCCUUUUCAAAAAAUGUUCAAAUAUCAGUACUCUUAGAGCUGAUGUUGACCAGCUUUUUGAAAGGUUCAUUUUCAACUUUUACGAGACAAACCUGCAUCUGUAUUUUGAGCAAAAAGAUAUCACAGAAAAGAGAGAAGAAGAAAUGAUAAAAGAAGCGUUGACAUUGUUCAGAAGGUUUAAAAUAGAAAUACCCGUAUGGCUCGAGGAGUAUGGGCGAGACUUUGAACAUAAAGACAGCACACAAAGACUCAUAUCUGACUUCAAACCAGCAAUGAGGAGAUUUAAGCAACUGCCGUUUGUGUUUGAUUGUGUACCAAGAACGGGCCACAUGAUUAUAAAACUGAAAGAGACGGAUAAAGUUCAAGAAAACGAACAGUUUGAACGUUAUAUAAAGCACAUCUUGAAUGAUUGCAAACUUCCUGAGGAAAGAUAUCAGAUUACAUUUGUAACUGUCACAAAAUACGCCGACUACAAGUACAAAAGUGGCGACGAAGUUCAAGUAAAAGAUAGAACAGGUACACUUAGCGGAUUUGCAAAGAUGAGUGUUUCCAAUUCGAACGAUCUUGUUGCAAUCCUUUCAAACCAUGUAGCCGAGGAUCCUGACUCUAAAUCAAAAACGUUCUCAACAGCGUUAAAGAUGCAAAAGGAAACUGUUGGAGAUAUCUGUUCUAAGCCAAAGGGAGAUCUUAAGGCGGACGUUGCCAUUGCCAAAAUAGAUCCAUGCAAGCACUCUGAUUGUGAUAAGAAGUUCAGGGAUGAAAAAGAGAAACGGUUAUACGCAGUCCCUUUGACAGAAGCGGAGUUGGAUGACAGUAAAUACGAACGCGUACACUUUUGGGGCGCCAAGACUAAACCAGGCAUCGGGCAAAUUCAAGAAGUUGGAGCGUUACAUGAAGGAGGAAGUAAUCAUAUAUAUAUAAACAAUACUUCGGAGAAUGGCAACGAUUGGCAGAAAGGUGACAGCGGUGCCAUGUUCCUCAAAGAAAAACACGGAGGUGAAUCAACUCUUCAAGCAGUCGGGAUGUUUAUGGGAGAGACUUUUAAUAAUACCGAAGGUCGGAAGUACAUUGCAACACCUCUACAUCUUGGCUUGGCUGUUCUAUCGGAAACUCAUAACGCAACAUUUUCCCUAUUUGGCGAAGACUCAGAAGAUCACGAAAACAGUCAAUGAGAUCAGUUUUUACAGGGUUUUAACAAUUGUUUAUUGACGGUCGAUGCAAACUUAAUACUCUUAAGUACUGAUUUGUACUUACUAUUUAUUAUUAUUAUUAUUAUUAUUAUUAUUAUUAUUAUUAUUAUUAUUAUUAUUAUUAUUAUUAUUAUUAUUAUAACUGCAAAUCGCUGUGAGACUGCUUAUUGUGAAGAUAAUGGAGUUUGUACAUUGGACUCAGGUCAUGAUGUUCAGCAUGACUGUGUUUUCUCCAUUUUAAGGAAGUUUAUGUCAUUGUUAAACUAUUUUAGAAUGAUAUUAUUUCUUUAUACUUCAUCAUUGUACUUGUUACAUGAAAGAAUGAGUAAUCGAGAAUAGCUUUUUUAAAUUAUGAACUUAGUAUGUACAUUCUGAUUUGUUUUUAUAGCGAUUACUAGCCUCACAGUAAUUAUCAUCUUUAAGAGAUUCUUUUCGUUUACGUAUUUAAAAAUAUAUGUAGCUUAUGCAUUGCUAUUGAUGAAAAAUGUAUACGGAGUCUGGCGUGAAAGGCAUUUCUUGUUUGUUUGUGUUUUUCACUUUUUAUAUUUUGCCAUACCAGUUAGCAUAAAGCAUUUGGCCUUGUAUGUAUGUUAAGACAAUGGAUUACCAGAAACCUUAAAGCUAAUGGCCUUGUCUGUAAUGUAAAGACAAUGGAUUACCAGAAACUGUAAAGGUAAUGGCCUUGUCUGUAAUGUUAAGACAAUGGAUAACCAGUAAGUUUAAAGCUUAUGGCCUUGUCUGCAAUGUUAAGACAAUGGAUUGCCAGUAAAUUUAAAGCUAAAAGCCGUGUCUGCAAUGUUAACACAAUGGAUUACCAGUAACUUUAAGCUACUGCCAUUGUUUGCAAUUUUAAGACAAUAGAUUAAAAUAUAACAUUAAAUGACCAACACUUCGAUAUUAAAUGGUUGUCUUAUUUACCAAGUAGUAUUAAAUCAUAAAUCGUAAACAAAAUAAGUAAUAAAAUAUUUUAUUCAAAAUGUCAUUUUUCGAAUAUUCGUCACGACAUUACACGAACUAAAUGAUCGACCUCAAUUUUGAUCUAUACUGUAAAGUUAUAUUGAUCUUCAGUGCAAUCAAAUGUAUGCUAAUAAUAUUUGUUGUAUUUAUAUGCAGCACUGAAACUUACAAUUUUAUGACGUCUGAAAGUCAUAAUUGCAAGUCCUGAUUUUCUUCAAAAUCAAAAAUAACUAACGUAUUGAUGUUGACAAUUGCUGUAUAGGUAACAUAUUACCAACCUUAUUGAUAUCUUUAUUUGUUCUGUAUGUCUGUUCUUCAUGUCGGAAAAUAGCUCAUUGAGCUAAUGUUUCUUGUUAACACAUACCCAGCCAAAAUAAAUAGUCUUGUAUCUUGUA